AUAUAUUUAUAUAAUAUAUAUAUACAAGGACAGAUGUAUGUUCUUCAUAGUUACGUGUUCGGUUUCAUUUCUCUCUCAUAUUUCUUUUUCUUUCUUGGUAACGAAAGGUUUCGUUCUCAAUUCUUAUCUAUUAAGCACAAAUCAUAAUACAUCUUGUUCCGAUUAAGAUUCACUUUUUAUUCCGAUAGAUCAGAUUCAUUUCCUGAAUCUGUUAUAUAAAAUUCUUUCUAAAGAGGAAGAAAUCUCACAGUUCUAACAGGAAGAAUGGGUUCUGAACAGAAUGAUAGCACGAGCUUCACACAAUCUUCAGAGCCGAAGCUGUGUGCAAACGGAUGUGGUUUCUUUGGUUCGCCAUCAAACAUGGAUCUGUGCUCGAAAUGCUACCGAGACAUAUGCGCAGAGGAAGCUCAAACAGCUGUUGCAAAAGCUGCCGUUGAGAAAUCUUUCAAGCCAUCGCCUCCUCCUCCUACACUCUUCAUAGCAGAGCCUGAUGUGGCGAAACCAGAGAAAGAAAAGGCAGUUGCUACUGUUCUUGUGGUGGCCGAGCCAUCUUCUGCAACAGGAGAAGGUACAGUUCCUGAACAGAACGAGCCACCAUCUAAACCUGCACGGCCGAACCGGUGUCUGUGUUGCAACAAGAAGGUUGGUAUACUUGGGUUUAAGUGCAAAUGCGGGAGCACUUUCUGCGGCGAACAUCGGUACCCUGAGAGACAUGAUUGCAGCUUUGAUUUCAAAGAAGCUGGGCGUGGAGAGAUUGCAAAAGCCAAUCCGGUUAUUAAAGCUGAUAAACUUCAAAGGUUCUGAGAAAGGCUAUGGUGUUGGUCUCUCUUUUCUUUUAUCUCAAAUUGUAUUUGAAUGGAAUUGGGUUUCUACUAGUGGAUUGUUUCCAAAGGGGGGUAAGAUGAUGAAUUUGGUUCUUUAAUAAACUCAGUCAUCUCUAUUUGAUGCUAUUCAGGUACGGAUUAUAAUCUUUGUGGGUAACUUGUAAAAUCAAUUUAUCAAAGCUUCUUUUGGCCUGUGGAUUUA
This is a messenger RNA of Brassica napus (rape), 1026 nucleotides long. Its product is annotated as zinc finger A20 and AN1 domain-containing stress-associated protein 9. Gene Ontology annotation, biological process: proteasome-mediated ubiquitin-dependent protein catabolic process. NCBI's taxonomy places the organism in Eukaryota, Viridiplantae, Streptophyta, Magnoliopsida, Brassicales, Brassicaceae. Gene Ontology annotation, molecular function: zinc ion binding; DNA binding. The coding region runs from base 265 to 804 and encodes 179 amino acids. The transcript has 2 exons. The record is from RefSeq and is a predicted model, not a curated record.